AUACAAGGAGAUCCGGAUCAUAUUUAAGUUAACCAUGAAGUUCUUGCAGCAUGAUAUAAUAAUAAACAUAAUAAAAAAGCAAAUGAUAAUUUUUUUUGGAGCACACUUCCUCGAUGAACGCCUUCAUUCCGCUGCGCACGCGCAGUAGCAUUUUUUAAAGCAAAAGGGUCGCGAACUCUGACCUCCCGGAGGCGAAGCGGUUUAGGAACAAAAAUUGACAAAAAACAGUGGAUUUUUGGUGAUAAAAUAUCGCGUGACACGGUUCUGCAUUGUAAGAGAGAGACAGAGAGUUUGUGUGUGAGUGUGAGUGAGUGAGUGUGUGUGUGUGUGUGUGUGAGAGAGAGAGCGUGAGUGAGAGUGAGAGGAAGAGGAAGAAAGAGAGUGAGAUGGGGAGUUGCAUUUAAGCCCAAGUGGUGUGUGGGGUUAUCAUGGCAGGGGAAAGUCCCAGAAUUCAGCUGGUGUCAGCAGAUGGAGGUCUGCAGAUCGUGACAGAUCAGCAGCUGGGCCAGAAACUCCAGAUAGUAACAGCAUACGAUCAGGCGGGGGCCGGCAAGCAGCAGUUUAUAUUAGCCAAUGUGGAUUAUCCCAAUCAGGACAAACUCCUCCUAAAGCAUGACAGCUCACCCGGGAAAGUCUUCCUGACUUCAUCUGACGGAUCAGCUGUCAAUCAACUGCUCUUCACAUCACCUGAGCUGACAGGUCAGCAGAUACAGUUUGUCACUGAGGGAACAGAACAAAGCUCUGUUAAGCCUGUGGUCGAGUAUUGUGUAGUGUGUGGAGACAAAGCUUCAGGUCGUCACUAUGGGGCAGUAAGCUGUGAAGGCUGUAAAGGCUUUUUCAAGCGAAGCAUUCGCAAGAACCUUGUUUACACAUGCCGCGGCUCAGGGGAGUGUGUGAUCAAUAAGCAUCACCGCAACCGCUGCCAGUACUGCAGACUGCAGCGCUGCAUGGCCCUCGGCAUGAAACAGGAUUCCGUGCAGUGCGAGAGGAAGCCAGUGGAGGUGACGAGGGAAAAGCCAGCCAACUGCGCCCCCUCCAUCAAAAAGAUCUACAUCCGCAAGAACCUCUGCAGCCCCCUGGCCGCCAUGCCCACCUUUGUAAACGAGAAAGAAACAGCCAGGUCAACCAGUGUGUUAAACUCCAACAUGCUCCUGAACAUCCAGCAAUCUUUGUCUAAGUUAGACAACACAAUCCUCAUCCCUUCCUCACCAGAUCAGAACGACGAAUCUCAGGGCGAUCUCAGCACGCUGGCUAACGUGGUCACAUCUCUGGCCCACAUGAGCAAGAGCCGUGAGGUUACGGACAGCAGCGCCGACCAAUCAGGACUGGAGACCAUGAGCACAGAGGGAGGCUCUGUGACCGAAGUCCAACCGGACGAGCAGAAUUCCAGCGAAAUCACUCAAGCCUUUGACUCAUUGGCCCGAGUUCUGCAGUCAGAGGAUGGGAACAGUUAUGCUAUAGAGGGGAACGUUUCAGAGGAGCACAGCGCCACCAUGCUGGAGCUGGAAGGACCCCUGCUUUCUGACAUGCAUGUGCCUUUUAAGUUGAUGAUGCCCUUGCCUGUGCCGGAGUUUCUUAAUUUGAACUACAUCUGUGAGUCAGCGUCUCGCCUGCUGUUCCUUUCCAUGCACUGGGCCCGCUCCAUUCCUGCUUUCCAGGCUCUCGGGCCAGAGAACGGGAUCACUCUGAUAAAGGCAUGUUGGAAUGAGCUGUUUGCUUUGGGCUUGGCUCAGUGUGCUCAGGUCAUGAACGUGGAGAUGAUCCUCAGUGCCAUAGUCAGUCACCUUCAGACCAGUCUGGAAGAAGAGAAACUUUCUGCAGAGAGAGUAAAGCAAGUGAUGGAGCACAUCUGGAGAAUGCAGGAGUUUUGUAACAGCAUGAAUCGUGUGAGCCCUGAUGCCUAUGAGUACGCCUACCUCAAAGCCACCGUCCUCUUCAGCCCAGAUUAUGCUGGGGUGGACAGCAGUCUACAGAUCGAGCGCUUCCAGGAGAAAGCUUACAUGGAGCUGCAGGACUACGUCAGCAGGGUUUACCCAGAAGACACUUAUCGUCUGUCAAAGUUGCUGCUCCGCUUGCCUGCUCUGCGUCUGAUGAGUGCUGCCGUGACUGAGGAGCUGUUCUUCGCCAGCCUCAUUGGGAAUGUCCAAAUCGACAGCAUUAUUCCCUACAUCCUCAAAAUGGACUCCACCGAUUACAACAGCCAAUCAGCCGGCACCACAGAGUGACUCAAUCCCCAUCCGCAAAAACACUCCAAUCAGCCUCAGGGCCACAGUGCCUGCUGACAAACUGCACCAUCAUCUCACUGCCCUAAAAGUGACCUUUUGACUCUGAAGAAGCAACCAGUAAGACAUGGCCUUUUGACUGCGCAUGGAGCUUGAAGGUCAAUGUGUUACUAGCUGGUGCAUGAUCCCGGAGUGCUCGAUUUGCAAAGGUUCACUUAAAGGAAGUGGCUAAAAAUGUAUGAACUGUGAAAGGACAUAAUUGAAGCUUUAUCUUGCUGUAUUUACCUGAAUUGUGUAUAUAAGUGUAAUAAAUGUCACUCUUAUACGGAGAUAAUUACA
Messenger RNA from Tachysurus fulvidraco (yellow catfish), 2561 nucleotides. RefSeq names its product nuclear receptor subfamily 2, group C, member 1 (gene nr2c1). The transcript has 14 exons. NCBI's taxonomy places the organism in Eukaryota, Metazoa, Chordata, Actinopteri, Siluriformes, Bagridae. The record is from RefSeq and is a predicted model, not a curated record. Gene Ontology annotation, biological process: anatomical structure development; cell differentiation; negative regulation of transcription by RNA polymerase II. Gene Ontology annotation, molecular function: RNA polymerase II cis-regulatory region sequence-specific DNA binding; zinc ion binding; nuclear receptor activity. Bases 429 to 2225 code for a protein of 598 amino acids.